Molecule: messenger RNA, 2568 nt
Organism: Spea bombifrons (plains spadefoot toad)
Lineage: Eukaryota; Metazoa; Chordata; Amphibia; Anura; Pelobatidae
Gene: SPIRE2
Product: spire type actin nucleation factor 2
Exons: 15
Coding region: 391-2517 (708 amino acids)
Biological process (GO): establishment of meiotic spindle localization; cleavage furrow formation; polar body extrusion after meiotic divisions
Cellular component (GO): cell cortex; cytoplasmic vesicle membrane
Molecular function (GO): actin binding
Source: RefSeq, a predicted model, not a curated record
CCCUCCUACCCCUUCAAGGAAUCGGAUAUUUAACCUUUACAUUAGUUAGGGUCUUCCCUGUGGAUCCUAAUUACCCAUUACUUUAUCACCAGCAGUGUUAUAUUACCCUUAUUAUAUAAACGUAUCCCCAAAUUCCACCCUGACCUAUCUGCCCAUCUCUGCUGUUCCUGGACUUUACCUACCCCUCUCCUAUUUAACCCUUUGGCCCCCAUCGCCUAUCUCACUUUUCUUCCUCCUCCUCCUCGUCUGCAUGGUGAUGACACGGCUCCGGUAGGAGGGAGCGGAGGAGGCGGUGCCGCAGCCCCUGCACCGGACUCUGCCUGGCCGGCAGUGUGAUGGAGAGCAGCCCGGUGUGCGGGGGCCAGGCUGCCCGGUGAUGGAGCUGUCCGGAUGGCCAAGGCGAGCAGCAGCAGCGGGGGGAUCGCAGAGGGGAGCGGGGAGCUGUCCCUGGAGCAGGUGCUGAAAUCCUACGAGCAGCCCAUCAAUGAGGAGCAGGCGUGGGCCGUGUGCUACCAGUGCUCCCGGGGUCUGGCCGGAGACGGCCCGAUCUCUGCAUGCCGGAUAAGGGACCCGUCCUCCCUCCUCUUACACCGGGAUGGGACGGUUACCGUGGUACCGGAGCCCCCGGACACUCCGGGCGCUGCUCCGAGUUCUUCGCUCUCGGAAAGCCAGAUGGUCCAAUGUCUGGGUUUUGCCAUAUACCGUGCCUUGGACUGGGGCCUGGAUGAGAGUGAAGAGAGGGAGCUCAGUCCUCAGCUGGAGCAACUCAUUGACCUUAUGGUCAACAGUGACUCAGAAGGAGGCCUGACCGACGAGGGCUACGAGGACCCUGAGGAUGAGGAUGAAGAAGGACCCCCUCGGGUAAUCCGUAGCUUUGCGUCAGUGCUGCAUUUCUGUGCGUCCCGUCUUCCUGAGCCUCAUGAGGCGCAGGCUCACUAUCAGGCUGUGUGCAGGGCUCUCUUUGCGGAGACUGUGGAGCUUAAAGCGUUCCUGAAGAAGAUCAGAGAGGCUAAAGAGGUGCUGAAGAAGCUGCGUGUGGAGGAGUCAGAACCUGAUGGACUCGUAAACCUUCAGAACACAGACUGGGCACGCUUGUGGGUGCAGCUGAUGAGGGAUCUGCGACAUGGCGUCCAAUUGAAGAAGGUUCGAGAGAACACUUUCAACUCUUUGCCAACGGAAUAUCAGCUCACUCCCUUUGAGAUGCUCAUGCAGGACAUCAGGGCUCGAAACUACAAGCUUCGCAAGGUCAUGGUAGGAGGGGACAUUCCACCAAAGGUUAAGAAAGAUGCCCACGAACUCAUCCUGGACUUCAUUAGGUCACGUCCUCCUUUAAAACCGGUUUCUCAUAGAAAUCUUCCACCAUUGCCCCUGCAACAAAGGAGCCUCCACGAGAAGAUCCUGGAGGAGAUAAAGCAAGAGCCUAAACUGCGCCCAGUGACGACACCGAGACAGGGGCAGAAAGGCUUUGGGUCUCUUCCAUGUAUUGUGGAUGCAUAUUCUAGCGACGUGAAGUCAACGUCCUGUAUAAACCUCUCCGCACCAGAAUCCUCGCUCCCCAGGCCGCGUCCUCGUGUCUUACUGAAGGCUCCUACCUUGGCAGAGAUGGAGGAGAUGAAUCUGUCUGAGGAGGAUGAUUCCCCCAGUUCUGAUCUCCGAAGGGUGACAAGUGCUCCUCUUCCGCUUAAACGGGACCGUUCCUUCUCCGAGCAUGACCUGGCACAGUUACAGACUGAGAUGGGUCACACUCCACCGAAGGGGACGUACAACAGUCCUCAAGACCUGGCAGCAAGGGGAAGGUCGGGCAGCAUGAACACCCACCCGCACCUUCCAAACAGGAGUCUGAUAGGUUACUCGGCUUCUGGAGUUUCAGCCGCCUUGCCGCGGGGGUCCCUUAGCUCUGUGCAGGAGAAGGUAGAACCAGAAUCGGCUUCAGAUGGCAGCUCGAGGCACCGAUGGCUGGAGUUCAGCCACCCCGUGGACACGCUGGCCUUAACGGUGGAGGAAGUUAUAAACGUGCGCAGGGUGCUGGUGAAGGCGGAGAUGGAGAAAUUCCUGCCAAGCAAAGAGCUGUACACCAAUUUAAAGAAAGGGAAGGUGUGCUGCUGCUGUCGGAUGAAGUUUCCUCUGUUUUCCUGGCCAGCGACUUGUCUUUUCUGCAAAAGGUCUGUCUGUGGCUCGUGUAACGUGAAGAUGAAGCUUCCCGCAAAAAAGUUGGGCCACAUUCCAGUCUAUACCGUAGGGUUUGAAACCCAUCAAGGACUUAUCAGCACAAAUGGAAGUCACCCUUCCAAAAAGAAGGAUGCAUUUCAGUCUUGCAGUGGAAUGUCCUGGAAGAAUGUAGAAGCUCAGUUUUCCCAUAUCUACGCUCAGGGCUCGGUUCUAAAAGACGUGUGCUCCGAUUGCGCAGGCUUCAUCAGAGAUGUGGUCUGCUCCAGCCGGAAGAGCGUGGAUCUGCUCAACAAGGGGUGCAGGGCUGGCGUGGCAUCAGGACACGGCCGAACUGGACGAAAACUGUAAACUGGCUAAAACCCAAAUGCACCUUCCCUGCCAAAAAACAAACCCCCAGCA